AGUGAUAUAUGUCCAACUAUUUGCCAGGCUUCCAAAGUUACAGAAAUGUAAAGCUGUUUCCUUGUUUUAUUUAUCUGACUGAUUUAAUUCUGGAUUCAAAAGAAGAGACAACAGUCAACGUACCUGAAGUGUGCUUGUAUGAUCAGACCUUGUAUGGAUUAGACUGCAGUCAAACUAUUGGUUGUUCUUCUUGAUCUGGUGGACACAUGGCUUCAAUAGCAAAUGGAGUGUUCCUUCUUAGCCUAUGUCAGUUUCUGCCAUCUCUGUGGGCGACAAACCCCAUAUUUUUCCCCUGUGAAAACAACACGGAUUUAACAGCAGUGGACUGUAGUGGGAGAAAUCUGACCCGUGUGCCAUUAAUUAAGGCAUUUUCUGUGCUAUCCCUAAAUUUGGAUCUGAAUAAAAUCCAAAAGUUGGGAAGAUUUGAUUUUGCUGGAGUUCCCCACCUGCUGAACCUCACGAUUAAUUGGAACUGCCCCCCGGCUAAGCUGAAAUACUUGGGUGUGCCAGCCUGUGAGCUGCAGAUCGACGCCAAGGCCUUUAUUGGCUUGAAGAACCUGACCAGCCUCUUCCUUAUAGGUAACAGUCUUAUCCAUGUCCCUGCAUUUCCCGAUCACCUGGAAGUCCUAAGUAUGGAGUAUAAUAAACUCUCCAAUAUCACUGAACCUCUGGGGACCCCACACCUCCAACAGCUUUUUUUAACUAAGAAUUGUUACUAUGCCAAUCCCUGUAAUCAAACCUUUUUUAUCGAUGAGAGGGUCUUCCAAGGUUUGCCGAACCUGCGGAAUCUCACCUUAGGAUAUAAUAAUAUCACUGAGGUUCCCACUGGUCUGCCUCCUUCUCUAGAAAGCCUGGACCUCAAGGAAAAUAAAAUCAGUGAGAUCAAGGAGCAGGCAUUUGCAAACCUGUCAAAGCUCAGCUACCUAAACCUUGAGUGGAACUGUCAGCGCUGUGACCAUGCAGCGCAGCCUUGCUUUCCAUGCGUCAACAAUACCCCUAUUAAGCUGUAUCCAGGGUCAUUCAGGAACCAGGUGCAGAUGACCAGACUAAGUAUAAGAGGAAACUCCCUCAGAGACCUGCCUGACAAACUGUUCAGCAACAUGCCCAACCUCAGUUCUCUAGACCUCUCUGAUAAUCUGCUGGCCUAUGCCAUCAGAAAUGGUACCUUCUUCAAAGACUUGAAGAAUGUUACGACUCUAAACUUGAUCUAUAACUACGAACCUCGGAAAACAUUCAAGAGUCUUUCCCUCUCCCCUCACAUCAGUGAAAUGAUUUCUUUGAAAAACCUUCUCCUCAGUGGCUAUUUCUUCCAUGAAUUGACUUUAGAAGGAAUAAAGCCACUACUGAAUCUCAUACAUUUAGAGAAAUUGGAUUUACGGCUGAAUUUUGUAAAUCUUUGUCAUAUUGACAUUUUUAAGGAAAUUAAGGCUUUGAAGCAUAUAAUUCUUUCUCAGAAUAUGUUAGAUUUUAUGCAAGAAUCCCAUAAUCCCAAUAUCUGCCAGUCAGAUUCCCCUAGACAGCAAAUAGAAGAUACAAUGAGAACAGAACAAAGCCAUCAAAUGUCAGAUUAUUAUGAUGACCCAGAAAUAUGGACCUUUUAUAAGCUCUAUUGCCGUGGAAAGUUAUUUUUUGACCUGUCCCAAAAUAAUAUCUUUUCUCUGAGGGAAAGCACAUUCAAAGGCAUGGAGGGGAUGUUCUGUUUGGAUUUGUCUUACAAUUAUUUAAGUCAGUCGCUGAAUGGAAAACAGUUUGUUCAGCUAAAGAACCUAACCUACCUUAAUAUGGCAUUUAACAGGAUAGAUUUGUACUACGAUGGAGCUUUUCAAGAAGUGAGGGGCACACUUAAAGUGCUGGACCUCAGUAAUAAUGGAUUUCAUUUUUUUAUGAAAGGUAUGGGUCAUCGCUUUGAAUUCAUCCAAAACCUGACCUCACUGGAAGUCCUGAGUCUGAGUGACAACAACAUUGGAAUACGUAUCUCACCAAAAUUGUGGAGUUCCUCCCUCAAAUAUUUAUUUUUUGCUGGCAACAGCCUAAACUCAAUGUGGGAUAACAGGGGAGACCAGUACCUUCUCUUUUUUACAGGACUCACCAACUUGACCUAUCUGGACAUUUCCCGGAACCACCUCAUAUACCUCUUGCCUGAAGCGUUGUGUAAUCUUCCAGCGACACUUAUAACUCUGAAUGUUGGUGACAACCAACUUAAUUAUUUCCCUUGGGACAACCUUACAGUUCUCAACAACCUCUCCAAUUUGAACCUUAGUAGGAAUUUUCUUACUGAACUGCCGAGUGAUGUCAAAUUUAACCCCAACCUGAAUAACCUGGAUUUGAGUCACAACAGGAUCAGAAAGCUCCCUAUGGGCUUCUUGCAAGCAGCCACCUCACUGCGUGUCCUCAUUCUGAAUAACAACCAGCUGAAGCUCCUUGAUGUGCAAGGCCCAUCUUUACGGAACCUCCAGAAGGUGAUCCUCCAUGAUAACCCGUUUGUGUGCAGCUGUGAUACUGCCUGGCUCUCAGAUUUCCUGCGGAACAGUCCCGUUCAGUUUCCAAAACUCACCACCAACUAUAAGUGUGGAUUCCCUGUGUCCCUGCAAGGACAGAGUGUGCUGUCAAUGGACCCCCGCUCCUGCCAGGAAUAUUAUGACAGCAUUGGCUUCCUCUGUACAAUCACACUGACUAUUGUCUUCACUUUAGUUCCCCUCCUUAAAAAGAUCUUUGGUUGGGAUAUUUGGUAUUGCAUCCAGAUCUUUUGGACAGGGCACAAAGGUUACUCCAUGCUUCAGAACAGCCAGCAUGAUGCCUUUGUAGUGUUUGACACUGGAAACGAGGCCGUAAGAGACUGGGUUUACAAUGAGCUUGUGGUAAAUUUAGAGGACAGAGGAAGGAGGCAGUUAAGCCUCUGUUUGGAGGAGAGGGAUUGGGUCCUAGGAAUGGCAUGCAUAGAGAAUCUACACAGUGCUGUGUACAACAGCAAGAAAACAGUGUUUGUGUUGACUAACAAUGGCACUGUCAAUGGCACACUCAAACAGGCCUUCUACAUGGUACAGCAAAGGCUGCUCGAUGAAAAAGUAGAUGCAGUCAUACUGGUGCUUCUCGAUGAAAAUUUCCCAAAAAUGAAAUAUAUUAAAAUGAGGAAGAGGCUCUGCAGGAAGUCAGUCCUCUCGUGGCCCAGGAACCCACAUGCUCACCAACAUUUCUGGAACAAAAUGAGAGCAGCCUUGGCUACUGAUAACCACCGUUCUUAUAAUAAAAAUAUUAAUGAAGGUUUCAUAUCCAGUGAUCUGAUCUAACCUUCAUAAAUACACUGACAGUCAAUAACAAUUUCUCACCAUGUACAAAGAGAUUCAUUUAUACUGACCAGGGCGUUUUGGUUCUAACAGCACAAAUGCAGCUAUAGCCUAUCCACUUAGUGGUUUCGUGUGUUGUGUGUUCAGAGAUGCUCUUCUUCUUCUUCCUGUCAGCUUCCAGCCCUUCUCUUCUGAACUGCCCACAGAACUGCUGCUCACUGGAUGUUUUUUUAAUUUUUUGCACUAUUCUCUGCAAACUCUAGAGACUGUUGUGCAUGAAAAUCCCUUGAGAUGAGCAGUUUCUGAGACACUGAAACCACCCUGUCUGGUACCAACAGUCAUUCCACGGUCAAAGUCACUUCGAUCACAUUUCUUCCCCAUUCUGACAUUUGGUCUGAAAUACAGCUGAACCUCUUGACCACAUCUGCAUGCUUUUAUGCAUUUACCUAAAUUUGGUCUACCUAAUAUAGUGAUCACUGUGUGUACAUGUGCUUAAUUAAUAUGUCUGAGAAUAUAUUUAAAAGUUCUAAACAUUUACUGUAAACUCAGAAAUGUGGUAUUUCAGUACAUGGUCAGUUUAAUUGUACAAUUUUUGUAGGGGGCAUCUGUGGCUCAGUAAAUGCAGAGCAGAUUAGCAGCAGCAGAUACAGAGCUUGUGAAUAGUAUCACUUACUCCCCUGAAUGACUUCACAAAUAAAUAUCAGAGAACAGUGUCAUAUCACAUUCAAAAUCAGGGUAUAUGCAAUGUACCACAAUUUUACCUCAAUGACAUUAUAUAUUGACCUCACAUGGGUUGCAUGUGUUAUGGCUUGCUAUUCCCACUAUUCCCCUAUGUAAAGCCAAUGUUGGUGACAUUAAUGAUUAGUAAAUGUGCUGUAAUUGUAAUAAUAUAGAUAUAUACUUUUGUUUUUUUAUGAAAAUGAAAUGUCUUUUACAUGUAAUGUAAUUUUAAUAAAGAAACACUGUUUUUGAGUUGA
Molecule: messenger RNA, 4261 nt
Organism: Conger conger (European conger)
Lineage: Eukaryota; Metazoa; Chordata; Actinopteri; Anguilliformes; Congridae
Gene: tlr9
Product: toll-like receptor 9
Exons: 2
Coding region: 207-3287 (1026 amino acids)
Biological process (GO): defense response to virus; toll-like receptor signaling pathway; positive regulation of interleukin-6 production
Cellular component (GO): plasma membrane
Molecular function (GO): pattern recognition receptor activity; protein binding
Source: RefSeq, a predicted model, not a curated record